CACACUGACCGCAGUACUGAUAGAAGCACAGCGCGGCUGGUGUCCGGCUUUUUGCCAAACUGGUAUCAUUUGCGCUGUGUGAAACCGCCAUCACCAGGAGGGUAGGUUUAGAUUUUGCGCACGCGUCUCAGAAGACAAAUACAGGCGCGCGCUCUUCACUUCCUUGCCUUGAACUCUGCUGAUGCAUUUUGGAUAUUUUUCCGAUUGCCUCCUGAUCUCCUGGAUGACAUGAUGCUGAAUUAAAUAGGGGACACGGAGGAGAAAAUGCGAGGCAGCGGAGGACGCGGUGCGCGCGGUGCAGGUGGAUGGCCGACCUGAUGCUGCAAAGAGAGAGAGAGAGAUCGAGAGAGAUAGAGAUAGAGAGACCGACAAGUGCACACACACACACACACACACACACACACACACACACACACACACACACACACACACACACACACAAACAGAUAGAGACCGAUAAGGAGAGAGAGAGAGAGAGAGAGAGAGAGAGAGAGAGAGAGAGAGAGAGAGAGAGAGAGUGAGUGAGUGAGUGAGAGUGAGUCCUGUCAUGCUAUACUAGCCGGGUGUGAGAGUAGUGCUGAGAUCACCAUGCUGCCCGGGGUCGGUGUGUUUGGCACGAGCCUGACAGCGCGGGUGAUCAUCCCUCUGCUGAAGAGUGAAGGCUUCUCAGUGGAAGCGCUGUGGGGCCGCACGCAGGAGGAGGCCGAGGAGCUGGCCAAGGAGAUGGACGUGCCCUUCUAUACCAGCCGCAUCGACGACGUGCUUCUGCACCAGGAUGUGGAUCUGGUGUGCAUCAAUCUUCCGCCGCCGCUCACACGCCAGAUCGCCGUCAAAACGCUUGGAAUUGGCAAGAAUGUGAUCUGUGACCGCACGGCCACGCCUCUGGACGCUUUCCGCAUGAUGUCAGCAGCGCAAUACUACCCCAAGCUGCUGAGCAUUAUGGGUAACGUUCUGCGUUUUCUUCCGGCCUUCGUGCGCAUGAAGGAGCUGCUAGAGGAGGGCUACGUGGGAGAAUUGCUGGUCUGCGAGGCACAGGUUCACGGUGGCAGCCUCUUGGGUAAGAAAUACAACUGGAGCUGUGAUGACUUGAUGGGUGGUGGAGGACUUCACUCUGUGGGCAGCUACAUCAUCGACCUGCUCACAUUCCUGACCAGUCGGCGCGCCAUCAAGGUGCACGGCUUUCUCAAGACAUUUAUUAAACAGACAGACCAUAUCAAGGGCAUCAGACAGAUCACCAGUGAUGACUUUUGCACUUUUCAGAUGGUGCUGGAGGGUGGAGCCUGCUGCACCGUGACGCUCAAUUUCAAUGUGCCAGGUGAGUUCCAGCAGGAGGUGGUUGUGGUUGGAACGGCUGGACGGCUCACAGUGAGUGGCACUGACUUGUAUGGACAAAAGAACAGUGGCAUCGGAGGUCGUGAGCUCCUGCUCAAAGACAGCACACCUUUAGGCAACGCCUCACUGCCUGACAAGGCCUUCAGCGACAUUCCUACGCCUUACCUCACUGGCACCAUCUGCAUGGUCCAGGCAAUACGACAGGCUUUUCAGGGUCAGGAGGAUCGGCGGACUUGGGACGGCCGGCCGCUCACCAUGGCCGCCACAUUUGAGGACUGUUUGUAUGCUUUGUGUGUGGUAGACACAAUCAAAAAGUCCAACCAGUGUGGCGAAUGGCAGAACAUCGUAGUGAUGACGGAGGAACCUGAGAUCAGUCCAGCCUACCUGAUCAGUGAGGCCAUGCGACGCAGCAGGAUGUCCCUCUACUGUUAAAGCUGCUUGACUGAUGACUGAAUAAAUGUGAAAGGAAGUAAAUAACUAUAAUUUAAGCUGGGAUUUUAAAAAAAUGGAUGAAUUUUAUGGAUAAAAAAUAAGGAAUGAUCAAGAAUGCAAACAGCAAUAUACUCUUUCUGCAUUCAUUGAACACCACUGCUUCUGGAUUAAAUCACACUCGAUUCAUGGAGGAUGAGUGUACAACUGAUAUUUUCAACACUGGAGAACCAUUAAAAAACAUUUAGCUAGGGCAAACAUUGUUCUGUCCUCCUUGCAUGGUGAUAAAUGUGCAAACCCAAUCUGCUGUUCUGUAUGUGUGUCCUCUGUGUGUGUGUGUGUGUGUGUGUGUGUGUGUGUGUGUGUGUGUGUGUGUGUGUGUGUGUGUGUGCGCGCGUGUGUGUAGAACAUUACAAAAAUCAAUAGUUUGGCUGGUAGGCCUUUUAGAGAGGAACUCCCCUCCGGUUAAUUACGCAAUAAAUCUGCCCAGAUAUGCUUGUGUGUCUGAAAUACAAAGGAAAGGCUUGUUGUUUUUUUUAGCUGUGUCUGCAGAGGACAGUGUAAUCCCAGCAUGCUAGCACAAGUCGACUGUUCCUUUACAUUUUAGGCACAAAUUCUGUUCUUCAGAGCUUACAUGAAGCUAGACAGCUUGUUUCUGAGCUUAAUGUAUCCAGCGUGUGAUGCAAAACCAAACCAGUCUCGCAUGCAAAGACGAAAGCUGUGAAUCACAUCUCAAACAAUCAGCAGUGGCCUCUGGUUAGCACAGCGUGGGUAGGUGUUCCAGCAUGCAGCCACCUGCACUGUUACAGAGUUGCACUUGAAAAUAAUUACUAUAAUUAAGACUUAAGCAAACAAGUAGUAUAUGUGGCAGACAUACAACACGAAGCGAAAUAGUAAACACCCCUAUUGUUUUACAGAUUCAUGUUCAGCAUACACUAAGUGUCAUUGAGCUGUUUACAUAGCAGAAGCAGUUACAUGAACAAUAAAUCUACAUAAUACAUUCUUUUUACAGGAUGUUAUAUUUACAUUCAUAUAAAAUCUUACAGUUUAAAGCCAAUUUUACAAUUCAUACCUGUUCAUCAUACAGUACCUGUAUGCUCCGAGGUAGAUUUAGUUCAGAUGUGUCAUAAUUCAAUUUUUUUUUUUACAGGUCUAGUGACAUUCUUGCACAUUGUUGAGGGCAAGACAUAGCAAUUAUAAGCCUAAAAACAUGUAUACCAAAAUAUUUAAAAGAAUGCAAAAUUUCCUACGCAAUGUUUAGUGCUGUCUCGACCACCACAUGAUCCCGAAUUAGCUGCAUUUCUAGUGGAUAAUUGUAAUAGAAGUUACAAGAAUAAUUAUCUACCAUUUUAGUCAUUAGAUAAUUAUUAGUUCAGUUUAUUUCUAACAUUUAUCCACAAGCCAAAAGAUUGUUUUUAUUGAACUCUUUUUAUUUGGUUUGGUUUAUACAGGCUUUGCUUAUAUAGUACGAAGCUCUACUAUUUAUCAUUGUCCGCUGUUUCCUUUUCCUCUUUCUGUUCCAAUUUGUUAAUGUACCAUGUCAGACAUGACAAGGGUGGUAUAUAAGGGUCGGACCUAACUGGUUGAAACUGUCGGUAAAAAUCACAAACAUAAUGCAAAGACUCCACAGGAUUAGUAGCAAGAACUACUUCCUGUCACUGUGUUAUUUGUUUGUACAGUUGAACUUGUGAUGCAACGAAAUGAAAGUUCUUGGCCGAAAACUAGAAAAUUUCUAGAUUUAUUUAAUUGGCUUUUUAGCACCAUAAAUAAAUUAUAUUCUUUUAUAUAUUUAUUUAUAAUAUUUAUACUUUAAAAUAAAUUUUAAUUAAACGAGGAAAAGAUAAUGAACUAUAAUCACUGGCAUUGAAAUUGUUACACAUGCUUGAAAUUGUGAUGCACACAUGCAGUGCAAUCUGAGCAGGUCAUAAAUAAGCUACAAGUUCAGGGUUGCCAGAUUGGCCACAGUUUCCAAUUCACUAGAAAUCAAUCUGGAAAUGUAACAUGAAAAAUGACAACAACAUACCCACAGACAUUUUCUUUACACUGAAAAUGAUACAAAAUGCCUAAAUUAAUUUUCAGAGGUUGUAUUUGGUAAGAUAGGGGAUCCUUCCUAACCUGGCAACACUGUACAUGUUUCUUGUGGUGUUUUUAAUUGCAUAAUCUAAUUUGUAGUGUUGUAUUUCAAAAUGCUAUAUUUGAUGUUAAAAAAAAAAUAAAGACAAGGUAACAUUUUGGUUAACUUUUUGCAGCGUUUAUACCCUUUUAUCGAACAACCGGAUGUGUUGCGCUCGAGUGUUUUCGGCCAAAAAUUUUCAGUGGUGUGAAAUUUCAUAAGCCUCCCUAGAACUACUGUAAUAAACAUUAUGACCUUUUAUUGAACUGUUCAAAAAGUGUCAUGGUAAAUGAAAUGUCAAAGAAAUUUACUUUGAGAAUGUUAUUUUGACAUUUUGUCAAGUGUGAAUUUUAUUUUCUUUUUAAACUGCCUGUGAAAAACAUUUGCUGUACAUAACUACAUACAUUUUUAUACAUGCUAAGCGUAAUAUAGACAUAUUUAUUUUGGAUGUUUCACAUUGAAGUAGGUAUUGUGUGUCUUGUUUGAGAGGUGCAUCGAUGCCUUUGAUUUAGACGCUUCUCCAAGAGAGGAACAGCACUUCCACUGUGAUGCUAUGGUUACUGUCCAUGUGUGACCAAAAUCUGACUGUUUUUUGUUUGUGUUUUUGUUCUUAUUGGUCAGUUUCAUGGCUGGUAAUUCACACAGUAUAAAAUAUAAUUGUUAUAUUUGACUACACUGGAAAACUGGCAUGAAAAUCAUCUCUGGAUUUGCAUAUUUAUAAUAUUUGCUUCCUACAAUGCCUUUUUUUGCUCUCUUGAUCCUUGUACCUGAUAUUUGUGCUUGCGCGCAUGCUAUUCUUAUAAUCCUAAACAAAUGGAUACUGUUUCACUCAACCAUUUUCAGUGACCUUUCACCUCUUUCUCUUAAUCAUUUUACAUUCGCUCCACCCGAUUUGACAUCUAUAGAUUUUUUAAAUAUGAUUUUAAACUGGAAAAUGACUUCAAGUUAUUCGUUUCAGGGAUCUCCACAACGAACAGACGGACAGAUGUAAAUUUAACGCGUCCUGCAGCCUGCGUUCGCUCGGCUGUUUUAUCUGUUUAAUUACACGUCCCUGCAGGUCGAAGCUCCAGUUCACUUCUCUAAUUGAUCUGAUGACUACAAGUCAUGUUUUCUCAGAGCAGAAACAAGCUGAAGCCUAUUCGAUAGUAUAGAGCCUGGAAUAAAGAGCUUGAAAUUUAAUCCAGUUAUCCAGUAAUACAAGCAACUCUCAUCAAAACAGCUUCUGACGGUUGUAUUUGCAGUUGUUGUUUAUGAAGAAGAAUCUGUUUAAAAAGAUAGAAUACGAAUGUGUUUAAAAUAAUACAGAGAUGCUGGUUACAGGCAACAUCUUUAAGGAUUACAAAAGGAAAUCUGAUUUCGUUUGUUAUCAGACUGAUAACCAAAAAGCUUGACGUUAUCUGAGUUCACCUGAGGCAUGCUUUCAGAUUUUAUUCCUCGGAUAUCCAGAGAUGACGCCUGCAGUAACAUGUUAAAAAAAUAAUAAUAAUUAUAAUUGUUUUAUUUAUUUAUUUAUUUAUUUAUUUCUAAACAGGACAGAUGUUAUAACCAGUAAUGAUGGCUUUGGGGAAAAAAAGGAUAAAUUAAAAGAUUAUGUUGUUUACAUUGUCAACACCUUAAAGCUCUGUCCUUAUACAACUGCUGUAGUAAUGCAAUUAUGCAAAUAGCAUAAUAUUACAGAUUGCAGAUGUAACUGUCCUGAUUAGUUUUUACUCGAGAAAUACUGUACCUGUGAUAACAAAUCUGUUAUAUUGCCAGUUAUUGCUUUGCUCUUUCUGUACCUGUUUUUCAACUGUAAGAAAUAAUUUAAAAAGGUUGUUAAACAUUACAUCUGUACAUGUUUGAAGUGUGUAUAUGUCCGCUAGCACUGCUGUGGUAUAAAAGUCUCUUUCCUUCUCUUUAUGUGGCAUUUGCAAACAUGUUGAAAUUGAAGGUGGGGGUUGGGGCGUGCUAAAAAGGAAGAGACUCAACAGUCCUGCUUUGGCCACACUUCAACAGGACACGCUCGGCUUUCAAAAGCGAUUCUGGUGAAACAAAGCAUUGAUGGAUGGGUAAGAAGGGUGAGUUGGAGAGAAAAAGUGAAUCUUUUGACCAGUCCCUGGGAAGCGAUUAACGCGUAGCCUCGUCAACUCUUCCCACUCCGAAUGCUAAACUCUCACAUGGUCCUGUGUGGGAUGGGCUAGUGCUAUUGCCUUGGGUGACUUUUGCUCAGUGUUGCUUUAGAUUGCUGUGUUUAGACAAUAUAGAUGAUACAGAUAUAAACAUCUACAUACCUUUAAUUGCCGUUUGGAUGGAGAGGGUGUUGGUCUGCUCCAACUGAGAGCGGCCUGCUUCAGUAUGAAAAGAUUCCAAGCUCAAAGAAGAGCUUCUCCUGCUGCCUCAGACAGUAUCCUAGCAACCGAAUACCGCUGGGCGAAACCAGCCUUAUCGUACAUGUUUUCCAUUCUCCUUUUCUCCUCAAAAGACAGUUACAGAGGCACUGAUUUGCAUGGCAGACUUCCAAUUAUCUUUAAUAUGGUGGUGUACAUUUUGAACUGUUUUAUUAUAAUAUUUUAAAUGCUUGAGACACUCACUGAUAUAAACAAAGGUCACAUGGUAUGCAGUAUAAUCCUGUAUGCUCACUGGAUUGGAAGUCAUUAUAACACCUCCGGGAGACUAUAAAUUUGUCAGAUGAAAAAACAGUAAUGCAGAAACACAUUUUUACACACUAAAAACCUAUAAAGGUUUUAUGCCGAGUCCAUACAAAAGGUUUUAUUUAUUGUUGAGUUUUCAUUUGCCUGUUUGAUCGUCACUUGAAUUAAGUCAGUUUAAAUUAAACCUUGAAACAAAUAGGAUUGUAGCAUGGUUUACAUGGACCUGUUCUGUCUAUAGAAAGUUCAGGAUUACAACCCACCAAUAAAUAGCCAGAAUAUUAUUGUACAUAUUUAUAUAAUGAGAAUAAUAUUUGAAGUUUUUGAUGUCCUAAAAUAAAUCUUGACAAAG
Molecule: messenger RNA, 6853 nt
Organism: Tachysurus fulvidraco (yellow catfish)
Lineage: Eukaryota; Metazoa; Chordata; Actinopteri; Siluriformes; Bagridae
Gene: gfod1
Product: glucose-fructose oxidoreductase domain containing 1
Exons: 2
Coding region: 589-1764 (391 amino acids)
Molecular function (GO): nucleotide binding
Source: RefSeq, a predicted model, not a curated record